Molecule: messenger RNA, 1503 nt
Organism: Didymella exigua CBS 183.55
Lineage: Eukaryota; Fungi; Ascomycota; Dothideomycetes; Pleosporales; Didymellaceae
Product: plus-3-domain-containing protein
Exons: 3
Coding region: 1-1503 (500 amino acids)
Cellular component (GO): Cdc73/Paf1 complex
Molecular function (GO): RNA polymerase II C-terminal domain phosphoserine binding; DNA binding
Source: RefSeq, a predicted model, not a curated record
AUGUCGGACAUUGACGACGAGCUCUUCGCCCUCGCUGGCGGCGACGAAGAGGCCGACAUUGAGGAAGGCGAGGCCUCCUCGCCCGCAGCCUCGGACCACAGCGAGCUGGGCUCCGAUGCCAUGGAGGAGUCGGACUCGGACCGCGACGACGACGCGCCCGCGCCGUCGUCGGACGUGCCCUACCCGCUCGAGGGCAAGUACGUCGACGAGGCCGACAAGCGGCGCAUCAUGGCCAUGUCGCAGCUGGACCGCGAGGAGAUUCUGGGCCAGCGCGCCGAGGACAUGAGCAAGGCCAACUUCACCGCCGAGCUGGCCCGCCGCGCCGCCAAUAUGCAAAACGAGCGCAAGCGCAAGCUCGACGCCGACGAGCCCGACGAGACCCGGCGGCCCAAGGUCAAGGCCCGCGUCAACGACAAGCUGGAGGAGUACAAGCGCAACCGGGAGCAGCGCGGCCAGCAGCGCGACCGCGACCACGACCGCGACCGCGACGCGGACCGCCGCGCCGCGCGCCGCGGCUCGAGCUCUGCGGACCGCGGCGGCGCGUCGGACGUCGAUGUCGACGCCGACGGCGAGAGCGACGUCGAGUGGGACGAGCGCGCGCCGGCAAAGCCCCGCGACGACGUGCCCGCGACGCUGCGCGACCUCGAGUCGGUGCGCGUCGGCCGCGGCUUCUUCUCCGAGGUCUGCUUCUACCCGGGCUUCGAAGACGCCGUCACGGGCACGUUUGGCCGCGUGGGCGUCGGCCAGGACGCCCAGCGCCGCACAAUGUACAAGAUGGCGCAGAUCAAGGGCAACACCGGCAAGCCGUACGUGUUUGAAGGCAAGAACGGCGCAAAGAUUGCGACGGACCAAUACGUGAUUGCGCAGCACGGCGCCACCAAGAAGGAGUACCAGUUCCAGUUCUUGUCCAACCAGCGCUUUGACGAGCGCGACCUCGACGUGUACACGCAGUCCCUCGCCGAGUCCGGCGCCAAACUCGCCACCAAGGCCGCCCUCGAGCGCAAGUACGACGACCUCCGGAGCCUGCACAACCACCACUGGACCGAGGCCGAGGUCAACGCGCGCAUCGCCAAGAAGAAGCAGUACGAGCACCUGCUGCACCGCAGCGCCGCCGACGCCCAGCCGCGCAUACAGACGCAGUCGGAAGUCGCCGCCAUCAAGACGGCAGAGCUCAACCGCGCCAACCGCAUCAAGGAGGCCGAGCGCGUGCGCAAGGUCCAGCUCGAGCAGCAGCGCCAGAAGAAGAUGGAGCAGAAGAAGGAAGCCGCACGCAAGCGCGUCGAAGAGGAGGCGCGCAAGGCCCUGGAAGACGCCCAGCUCAACACCGACACGGACGCCCUGUUCGCCGACGACGGCGCGAGCGCGCCGAGCUCGCGGGCGAGCACUCCCAAGCCCGGCGAGAAGAAGACGGGCGGGCGCAAGGGGCUGCCGACGUUUCGGAAGCCAAAGACGGACGAUGACUUUAUUGCCAACAUGGAUCUCGACAUUGACAUUGCCAUUUGA